Messenger RNA from Esox lucius (northern pike), 1914 nucleotides. RefSeq names its product histone H1. The transcript has a single exon. The record is from RefSeq and is a predicted model, not a curated record. NCBI's taxonomy places the organism in Eukaryota, Metazoa, Chordata, Actinopteri, Esociformes, Esocidae. Gene Ontology annotation, cellular component: nucleosome. The coding region runs from base 1142 to 1768 and encodes 208 amino acids. Gene Ontology annotation, biological process: nucleosome assembly. Gene Ontology annotation, molecular function: structural constituent of chromatin; DNA binding.
UCCAGUGUAGCCUUUCCCUCUCCACAUUGUAGCCUUCCCCUCUCCUGUCUCCAGUGUAGCCUUCCCCUCUCCACAUUGUAGCCUUUCCCUCUCCUGUCUCCAGUGUAGCCUUCCCCUCUCCUGUCUCCAGUGUAGCCUUUCCCUCUCCACAUUGUAGCCUUCCCCUGUCUCCAGUGUAGCCUUUCCCUCUCCACAUUGUAGCCUUUCCCUCUCCUGUCUCCAGUGUAGCCUUCCCCUAUGGGGCCACAGGGUGUAGCAUGCUUGGGAACCCUCACUCGAUUCACCUGCACCUCGUUUGGGGCACUACAUGCGCGGCGGCCGGGCCUGGGAGGCGCCAGCCACACAGCGCCAGCCACGAAGACCCGCAGACACAAAGACCCUGACUCCGACACACAGAGUCACACUGAGGGAGGGAGGGAGGGAGGGAGGGAGGGACCGAGGGACGACUCCUGUAGGAGCACCAGUAGUGGUAGUCACCAGUAUACCUAGCCACUUGCCAACACAAACGCACUACACCACAGCCUCGGCUAUUGCCAGCUCACACAAGAUCACGCAUGUGUUUCACGCCCCCCAAAAUAGCUCCUCUUUAAAACACCCCGGACCACACCAGGGGAUCCCAAACGCUUUUAUUCCCUUGCCCGGGAACUCGGCUCACUACACAUCAAGCGCCACUUGCAUUCGGAUGCACUUUUAGCCCAUUUAGGAGAUGAAUAGCACGGGGAAACGAGUGCGCACCGCUCCCGGUGACCGUCGAACGGUGACGUUUUCAACGAGUUGCAACCAAACGCACGGGGCUGUGGCGGCCCACAUGACUUUAUUCUCAACCCGGACAAGUCCGCUCGCUGACCAGAGCCCUUUUGGACGUGCACACUGCUCCGUGCGCGACUUUUACGCGGAUAUUCGCCAGGAGAAAACACAAGUGGAAGAGCAUUUGGGCAGCCUUGAGACGCAGAGCUGGAUGGCUUGAGUCUACACGGUUCUCAUCUCGCGUUUAAGGCCAGCCCCCUGCACAGAGUUGAGCUUCAAUAGCACAGAUCAGUGGCAGCAGCGAACUACUCCUCACUAGACCGCGUACGUACGUGUGUGUGUGUGUGUGUGUGCGCGCCUAUCCGGAACGAAGCAACGAACGACAGCAGCAGACAUGGCAGAAGUCGCCCCAGCACCAGCCGCCGCCGCGCCUGCCAAGGCACCCAAGAAGAAGGCAGCAGCCAAGCCCAAGAAAGCGGGACCCAGCGUAGGCGAGCUCAUCGUCAAGGCGGUGUCCGCUUCCAAGGAGAGGAGCGGCGUGUCCCUGGCCGCGCUCAAGAAGUCUCUGGCGGCAGGCGGCUACGACGUGGAGAAGAACAACUCCCGCGUCAAGUUGGCCGUCAAGAGCCUCGUCACAAAGGGGACCCUGGUCCAGACCAAGGGCACCGGUGCCUCCGGCUCCUUUAAGCUCAACAAGAAAGCAACGGAGACCAAGAAGCCCGCCAAGAAAGCCGCAGCCCCUAAAGCCAAGAAGGUGGCAGCCAAGAAGCCCGCUGCAGCUAAGAAGCCCAAGAAGGCAGCAGCCAAGAAGCCCGCAGCCGCAGCUAAGAAGUCCCCGAAGAAGGCCAAGAAGCCGGCUACUCCCAAGAAGGCAGCCAAGAGUCCCAAAAAGGUGAAGAAGCCCGCGGCAGCGGCCAAAAAGGCAGCCAAGAGCCCCAAGAAGGCUACAAAGGCAGCGAAGCCCAAAGCUGCCAAGCCCAAGGCAGCCAAGCCCAAGAAGGCAGCCCCCAAGAAGAAGUAAACAACUUCGAGUGUGCUGCUUCACCCGACCGACCGACACAUGAUGUUGGACCACAAAAGGCUCUUUUAAGAGCCACCCAACUCUUUCCACAAAAGUGUCGAUUUCCAUGUCUACUCUUUAGCUGCCUAAAAGCAGGUCCAUGAAUG